Molecule: messenger RNA, 1161 nt
Organism: Thyridium curvatum
Lineage: Eukaryota; Fungi; Ascomycota; Sordariomycetes; Thyridiales; Thyridiaceae
Exons: 1
Coding region: 1-1161 (386 amino acids)
Source: RefSeq, a predicted model, not a curated record
AUGCUGCUGCUCGACCUUCCGACCGAGCUUCUGCUCCUCAUCUUCUCCUUUCUCGGCCCUGAGUACUUCCGUUCGAAUCUUCGCCAUCUUACCAUUGCUUCCAAAUGGUACAAUGCUGCCGUCGAUAUUCUGUCCGGAUAUUUCUAUCAGGAUUGGGGCAGGCCAGCGAUGUUCAGAAUGAGCAACGCAGCCUGCGAGCGUCUCAAAUCCAAGCUGCGUACCGCUAGAGUCGAGUUUGGCCUUUAUGCCUGCUCCCUGAUGAGCGCUUCCGAUUUCGACGCCUACACAAGACUAGACGUUCAGGCGAGACUCGACAAGCGAAGCUCGUCCAAGAAGCUGGUGGAUGUCCUUGGGGAAUGCCGUCAGCUAAGGUCUCUUGACAUCUGCAUAAUCUUAACGGACGGAGAUCCUGACAACGUGACUUUCGUCGGGCAUCAGUCACUGUUUCCGCUCCUUUCCCUUUCCAAUCUGACAAGCCUGGUCCUCAGCUACCAGUACCCUCUGAAAGGUGACAUGGACCUCCGGGCCAUUCCCUGCGAGCAUUUCUGCAGCGCAGCCAACGCACUCUUCCCGACACUGCGGCGAUUCUUCUACCGGAUGCCCACUGUCUGCAAGGACUUGCUCGACCUCGAGAAAUACCCUGAGCUGCCCGCCAUGGAGGAAAUGAUUAUCGGCUUGCGUCAUCGGAGCUGCCUAGGCGGGUCUCCAGCCGUCAUGUCUCUGGAAUGCGCCCCCCCUGGCGAGAAACCCGGUGAAGUGGUGAAGCCAAAACAGUUCGAGGCUCUGGCUCGCAAGUUUGCAGAUCGGUUGCCCAACGCCAAGGUUCUACUCAUUACUUCCAAUCAGCUUCUUGAUGACGGGGGACACCGGGUUCGCGAAUACGAUGCCUUGAAGGACGCGGAGCAGUUUUGGCUGGGUGAGGACGUGUGGGGUGGCACCUUGUGGUUUGACCACGACAGCCAGCCUUCUCCUUCUCUUCUCGAAUAUUACUACGGAGAAAUGGAAAAAUUAAUAGCAGGGGACAGAGAUGAACUCACAGAAGAGAACGACGAGCUCACAGACGACGGUGACGAUGAAGACUCAGAGGAGAGCGGGGAGGGGAGCACCGAGGAGGACGGCGAGGACGAUGCGGACGACGCGGACAGCACUUCGCAGGAGUAG